AUGGGUAUGGAAGUUGAUGAAGAUGACUUGAGAGAGUGCUAUAUCAAAUUUGGUGAGGCUCUCAAGGAUUUUAAGAGCGUAGAACUCAGUUCAACGAAUCCACCAGACCCUUUCAAUAUACUGAGAGAUUUUAGAUCCAUCGCUGGAAGUGCUGCCUUAAAAUCAUUGGAAAAGAAAGAUUCGAAUAAAGAAGGCUCUGAUUGGGAAUUAGAGGCAAAAUUAUGGCAUUUAUUGGAGUUAUUGGGAUCUUACAGAACCUCAGAUAUAAAUCCAGAUGAAAUGACGACGUAUUCCUACAAUUCUAAUGCAGUAUUUGAGAAGAAACUUUUACAAGAAGAUAGAAAUUUGUACCAAAUAUGGAUAAUCAUAGUUUGGAUCCAAAAUAAUAUGAACCCUCGACUGACCGAAAGUCUACCGACAUCCAAAUGGUCCAACAGUAUCAUAUCCGGAGGAUUGAAAAGCUGCGAUUUAGACUUUCCUCUGCGUGAUUUGGAAGCUGAUAUUAAUGUGAAGGAUAAGUUAGAGGACCAUGCUUUUUAUAAAUACGUUUAUCACUUGUUGUUGGCUGGUAAAGUCGAUAGUGCCAUCGAAGAAUGCAGACUCACGGAAAAUCUGACAUUGAGUAUGAUAUUGUGUGGUAUGCAAGAAUAUUUGGACCCCGUAAGGGAUACACAGAUUCAGAAUGAAUUUGAAACACAACAGGGAGUCAAAAAACAUGCGCUUUGGAGACGUACAGUGUAUAGUCUCUCGAUGGACAGCAGGCUGGAUCAAUACGAAAGAGCCAUUUACAGUUUUUUGGCGGGGACUAUUCCUCAAGAUGAUGUUAUAAAUGAUUCUAACUGGGAUUCUGACCUUUUGUUGCAUUUAAACCAAAUCUUACAAAUUGAAAUUGAAAAUUACCUAUUUGCGAAGGGCAAACUCACAACUGAUGAAUUAAUCAUUCCAUUACCAUCUAAACCACAGGGCUUACAAAACGUACUGGAUCUAGUUUCUUCUAAACACGUAGAGGAAAGUGAACAUCCCAUUAGAAUACUAAUUGGUGCUGUCAUACUCGACACCCUGUCACUGGUCUUACAUUCUUCUGUGGAAAUGCUCCUAGAUUUUGUUAAAGGUGGUUCAACAGAUAACUACUUGGCAGAGAAACCGUACCUUCUGAGGAUAGUCACUCAUAUUAGCCUUUUCCUGAGCAUCCUAGAGCCACAGGAUGAAGUAUCCUCCAACGAUAGAUCCAAAUUGAUCACGGCAUACAUUAGUGUGUUGAAAUUCCAUGGACUUUAUGAUAUUAUCCCCAUCUAUGUUAAAUUUUUGGAUGAGCAAGCUGCUCUAGAAGCUUACUCCUUUAUCCUAUCGACUCUGGAGGACCACGAGGUCAGAAGAAAGCAGUUAGAGGUCGCUAAUUUCCUACAGUUACCUACUCCUAACAUACUAAGAAGAACGACUCAAAGGAUAUUUAAUGAAACCGAAGGAGAUUAUACCCCACAGGGAGAAAUCCUGGUUACUUUCGAUGUAGAGGCCGUUGAUAGACAUUUAAUCUCUGGUGUGGAAUGGUUGCUCGAGGGAAAACUUUACGUCGAGGCUGUAGAAUCAAUAGUAGCAUUAUCCAGAAGAUUCUUAAUCAAUGGGCGCAUCAAGGCUUUAGAAUAUUUCAUGGAUCGCAAUCAAUUGAAUGAUGUACUCAAAAGUUAUGAAUUUGCGAAGAUUUCACAAAGGGAUUCUGAACAUGAGAAAGACUAUGCCGUUGCAGAGAUAUUAGAAUAUCAAUACUUGGUGGAAGGUCUGAAGAAAUACCAAGAAUGGCAAAAGACUGUAAAACUAAUGGAUUUAGAAUCAAAUGUUCCAACAGUGAUCGCCAAAUUCCAGGAAUUUUCCAAAUUUACUUACAAGCUGAUUAAAAACUUUUUAGUGGAUCUUUCAGAAGAUGGGUCGAAUCCUGACGGCGACGUAUUCUAUGAGAUCAGAUCUCUUUACACUCCAUACUUGAUCAUAGAACUGCACAAGGGUCUAGUAGAGGCAUCCAAACUGCUAAAAAUUUCAAUGUUUAUCAAGGAGGCACUUGAAAUUACCAAUUUGGUCGCUAAUGAAACCGAUAAAAUUUACCUACUAUUCCAAACCAGUGGUAAGUUGGAAGAGUAUCUGCAGCUAGUAGCGUACACUGCUAUUCUUUCCGGUUCCGACUAUAAAUAA
Messenger RNA from Zygosaccharomyces rouxii, 2184 nucleotides. It is a transcript of the gene NUP84, whose product is annotated as Nup84p. The transcript has a single exon. The record is from RefSeq and is a predicted model, not a curated record. Gene Ontology annotation, biological process: post-transcriptional tethering of RNA polymerase II gene DNA at nuclear periphery; mRNA export from nucleus; protein import into nucleus. Lineage: Eukaryota; Fungi; Ascomycota; Saccharomycetes; Saccharomycetales; Saccharomycetaceae. Gene Ontology annotation, cellular component: nuclear pore; nuclear pore outer ring. Gene Ontology annotation, molecular function: structural constituent of nuclear pore. The coding region runs from base 1 to 2184 and encodes 727 amino acids.